Molecule: messenger RNA, 2381 nt
Organism: Malaya genurostris
Lineage: Eukaryota; Metazoa; Arthropoda; Insecta; Diptera; Culicidae
Product: protein disulfide-isomerase A5
Exons: 5
Coding region: 128-2038 (636 amino acids)
Biological process (GO): protein folding
Cellular component (GO): endoplasmic reticulum
Molecular function (GO): protein disulfide isomerase activity
Source: RefSeq, a predicted model, not a curated record
GUAAAUUAUAGUGUCAAUCAAUUUCUGUUGUAUGCAGGCUGCUGUAUGCCGGCUACACUUUUUUCGGAGAAUAUAGCAUUUUUGCAACAAAAUUUGAAAGUUUUAAAUGUAGUAUAAAGCAGGAAACAUGGUGAAACUGAAGUAUUUGAUCGUAAUUGCGAUACUAUGUGUCCUUGAACUUCAUUUUGCGCAGGCAAAAACAAACUCGAAGAGUGCGGUGGUGGACGGAAUCAACGACAUAAAGGAGCUUAAAAAGUUGUUUCGCACCAAAAACAAUGUAUUAGUCCUGUUCGUUUCCAAUGCAAAGGAAGCCCAGAGCGUCACGAAUGUAUUUCGAGAAGCGGCCGAAGUUAUCAAAGGCCAAGGUACGAUGGUGUUCUUCGAUUGCAGCAAUAGCGAAGUGAAAAAAAUUUGCAAAAAGCUGAAAGCUAACCCCACACCUCACACAUUGAAACAUUACAAGGACGGUGAUUUUCAUAAGGAUUAUGACAGGCAGUUGACAAUUACCAGUAUGGCAAAUUUCAUGAGAGAUCCAACCGGAGAUCUACCCUGGGAAGAAGAUCCAGUUGGAGUGGAUGUUACACAUGUUCCAGAUGCUGUUACUCUCGGAAAAUUUCUUAAAAAGGAGGUCAGACCGGUACUGGUCAUGUUCUAUGCUCCAUGGUGUGGAUUUUGCAAAACUUUAAAGCCGGAAUUCUCCGCUGCAGCUACGGAGCUGAAACCUAAACAUGUGUUAGCUGCCAUUGAUGUGAAUCGGCCUGAGAAUUCGAUCAUCCGAAAACAGUAUAACAUCACGGGCUUUCCAACGUUACUGUAUUAUGAAAACGGUCGUAUGCGACAUACAUUCGAUGGGGAAAACAACAAAGCUGGAAUUGUUGCUUUCAUGAAAAACCCUGCAGCUCCUCCACCAGCGAAACCUAAAGAUGCUGACUGGGCAUCGGAACCGAAUUCGGAAAUUGUACACCUGAGCAGUGCUAACUUUGAACCUGCAUUGAAGGAUGAGAAAUCGGCCUUGAUAAUGUUCUACGCACCUUGGUGUGGACACUGCAAAAAAAUGAAACCCGAGUAUGAAAAGGCCGCUACUAUAAUGAAGGAGAAAAAAAUUGCAGGAGUGCUUGCCGCAUUGGAUGCCACUAAGGAGCAGGCGAUUGGACAGCAGUAUUCAGUUAAGGGUUAUCCCACAGUCAAAUAUUUUAGUAACGGUGAAUUCAAGUUCGAUGUAAAUGUGCGUGACGCAGAUAAAAUUGUUGAAUUUAUGAAGAAUCCAUCGGAACCUCCUCCACCCCCGGCACCAGAAGCCCCAUGGGAAGAAGAAGAGAAUGAAGUAGUACAUCUAAACGACGAAACUUUCAAACCGUAUCUUAAGAAAAAGAAGCAUGCUUUAGUUAUGUUCUACGCCCCAUGGUGCGGUCAUUGUAAACGUGCAAAACCGGAGUUUACCAGCGCAGCAGAUCAUUUCAAAGAUGAUCCCAAAGUGGCACUAGCUGCUGUCGACUGUACACGACAUAGCGGUGUGUGCUCUGCUUACGAGGUGCGUGGUUAUCCGACGAUGAAGUACUUCAGUUAUCUUAAAAGCCACAGGGAAUAUGACGGUGGGCGAACAGCAGCCGAUUUUAUAAAAUUCCUCUCUGAUCCCGAUGCUCCAGCCCCGGUCAAAGCUUCAGAACCCUAUGGUGAUUAUCCUGGUUCGGAAAAAAUUUUAAUUUUGUCCGACGGAAAUGCCGAUGAUAUCUUACAAAAAGAGGAUCGCGUCCUAGUGAUGUUUUACGCGCCCUGGUGUGGACAUUGCAAACGGAUGAAACCAGAGUUUGCUGAAACGGCUAAUUUGCUGAACAAGAACGGUGUCCCGGGCAAGGUGGCUGCGGUCGACUGUACCGUUCAAACCAAAAUAGCCGAACGAUUCGAAAUUCAAGGAUUUCCAACGAUAAAAUACUUUGUACGGGGGAAGUUCGUCAAAAACUACGAAGGAAAGCGCAUGGCUCAGGCUAUGUACGAGUUCAUUCGCUCUAACGGAGUCAGCACAAAGGACGAACUCUAAAACGAGAAUAAGGAAGAAUGAAUAUGUGAUUUAGUGUACUCGUGCAAAAAUGCUGUCGCACAAAGGCGAGUCAUUCUUAACUGUAUCUGCCUCAGUUUUAUAUUCCUCUAAUCUGUCUGUAGAUAUUUUCUAUUGAAUAUUAUUUCCUAAGAGCAUUUUUGAAUGUUUUAACACGUGUGUCUAUUUCCGGCACAGGCUAUUUGAAUACCUACAUAACAUAAGAUAAAUCAAAUCGAGUAAAAGACUUCCGACUUAGCACACACAUUGUCAAUACUGGUGUUGCAUUUGUUUAAGUAUACCCGUAAAAUGAAUGCGUGGACGAAAUAUAGGUGUUUUAUUUUUA